AAAAAAAAAAGCGGGGACUCGGUAGCCGUUGCUCGUAGAUAGACCUAGCUUGGACCAAGGCUCCUUAGGGUCCAGAACUGGGAGGAGGACAUCAGGACAGAGCUCGUUGCGGUCGUUACGAUGAUGGUGGCCGCAAGUGCUUUCCUCACUCCCGCUUCCUGCCCCCGUUUACGCCCACUUCCCGCGGCGCACAUCCUCUUCUACUGCAUCAACAACAGAAACCCUAAAUCCGGCAACCGGAGCUUUAAAGCUCCCUCGCCCUCCCCCUCAGUUACUCUCCACCCUUCUUCACCUCUGAUCCGUCGUCCAAUUCAUCACCAACAUUCGUUGAAUCCAUCCUCUCAUUCCUCCAUCUGGAGACUCUUCUGUAACCAAACCCUAUCUGUGGACGCGGAGGUUGGAGAGAAGUUUGAAAUUGAGGCUGGGGAAGGGGUCCGGAAGUUCAAGAAGCGGCUAAGGAUCGUAGAUGUGAGGGGUGGACCAGAUGAAGGGUUGGACAGCAUAGGGCAGAGCAUCACGAUCAGGGGAUGGGUUCGAACUUGCCGCGUCCAGAGCAUCGUUACAUUUAUCGAGGUAAAUGAUGGUUCAUGCUUAUCCAACAUACAAUGUGUGGUCAAUUCAUCUUCCGAGGGCUACAAUGAGGUAGAAACUGGCAGUGUUGGAAUUGGUGCAUCCGUGCUAAUAGAAGGAACUUUGGUCAGAAGUGAAGGAUCUAAGCAGAAAGUGGAGCUAAAAGUGGCGAGGCUUGCAGUGAUUGGGAAAAGUGAUCCUUCAGCUUAUCCUAUCCAAAAGAAGAGAGCAAGCAGAGAAUUUUUGCGAACAAUAGCUCACUUUCGUCCACGAACAAAUACGUUUGGUGCGAUUACAAGAGUGAGGAAUGCCUUGGCGUAUGCAACACACAAGUUUUUCCAGGAAAAUGGAUUUGUUUGGAUCUCAACCCCUAUUAUUACUGCAUCAGACUGUGAAGGUGCUGGAGAACAAUUUUGCGUUACUACAUUGGAUUUCUUUGGAAAACCAGCGUUUUUGACCGUAUCCGGCCAACUGAAUGCCGAAACAUAUGCAUCUGCCCUAUCCGAUGUUUACACAUUUGGUCCUACCUUUAGGGCAGAAAACUCAAACACCUCAAGGCAUUUGGCUGAAUUUUGGAUGAUUGAACCUGAACUUGCUUUUGCUGAUUUGAAUGAUGACAUGGCAUGCGCCACUGCCUAUCUCCAGUAUGUAGUAAAGUAUGUCCUUGAGAACUGCAAAGAAGAUAUGGACUUUUUUGACACAUGGAUUGAGAAGGGAAUUGUCAAUAGAUUAAGGGAUAUAGUGGAAAAAGAUUUCAUUCAGUUGACUUAUACCGAUGCCGUUGAACUUCUCCUUAAAGCAGAAAGGAAAUUUGAAUUCCCUGUAAAGUGGGGUACAGAUUUGCAAAGUGAGCAUGAAAGAUACAUCACCGAAAAUGCUUUUGGUGGUCGCCCGGUGAUAAUUAGAGAUUAUCCUAAGGAUAUCAAAGCAUUUUAUAUGAGGCUAAAUGAUGACGGGAAAACAGUUGCAGCAAUGGAUGUGUUGGUUCCUCGGGUCGGAGAGCUCAUUGGUGGAAGCCAAAGGGAAGAACGCCUUGAAUAUCUGGAAAGACGCCUCGAUGAGUUGAAUCUCCCGAAGGAGAGCUAUUGGUGGUAUCUUGAUAUUCGUCGUUUUGGUUCAGUUCCUCAUGCAGGCUUUGGAUUAGGGUUCGAACGACUGGUACAGUUUGCCACUGGGAUGGAGAACAUAAGGGAUGUGAUUCCAUUUCCUCGGACGCCUGGUUCUGCUGAAUUUUAAUGCGCGGUAUGAAGAUCCCAACAACUUGUAAUCUUUUUAAUUUUUUUUCCUCCACAAAUUCUUCUGAAAUUUAGAGGGCAUUUGUGAUUGUGUAAAUUUCUGUUUUGCAUUUCAGUUGAGAAAAUUAUCUUGUCUGCUUCUUCAUUUUAUUAAGAGUAUUUUAUUACAAUAAAGUAUUUGUAGAAAGAAGCCCAUUAUUGUCUAUUUGAAUAGAAUCAUUUGAGUGCUUAUUUCA
Dendrobium catenatum is the source of this 2041-nucleotide messenger RNA. Its product is annotated as asparagine--tRNA ligase, chloroplastic/mitochondrial. Gene Ontology annotation, biological process: asparaginyl-tRNA aminoacylation. Gene Ontology annotation, molecular function: ATP binding; nucleic acid binding; asparagine-tRNA ligase activity. The record is from RefSeq and is a predicted model, not a curated record. Lineage: Eukaryota; Viridiplantae; Streptophyta; Magnoliopsida; Asparagales; Orchidaceae. Gene Ontology annotation, cellular component: mitochondrion.